This is a messenger RNA of Pocillopora verrucosa, 1612 nucleotides long. RefSeq lists its product as uncharacterized. NCBI's taxonomy places the organism in Eukaryota, Metazoa, Cnidaria, Anthozoa, Scleractinia, Pocilloporidae. The record is from RefSeq and is a predicted model, not a curated record.
CAGCUUUCCUGUUUUCUUGGAAAACGUUUUCCGUCUCAAAGACUAUCAAACAAUGAGUUGCUGACGUCGUAAAGGGGUUUUCCCUCCGAUAUGCUUGAUUAAGCACUUUCAUUUUCUUUCCCCGCCUACUAAAUCUAAAAACUUUGCGACGCACAAUUCCACAAUCACAAACAAACUGCCUGACAAACUUCAAGCACUGACACGCUCGGACGCCGUGUGGAAAUUUCAUUCGGAAUUAUUCUGCAGAUGUUCAAUCACACUCUUUUAAGAGUCUUCAAGAUGUUCUGUCAUAUUUUGAUCGUGGUUACAAUUUUUGCGGCGAAAGAAGCAAUGGCGACUGAUAGAUGCCAGAUGGUAAUCUCAGGCACUUGUAUUCAACAUUGCCACAACCAAUCAUGUGACUGUGGCGUAACAGACAGUAACCAAGGCUACAAUGAAUGUUACCAAGCCUCCGCAGGUUCUAAAUGCAGAGCAAUCACGUGCUCAUCUGAGACAUGCUAUCAGAAGUGUCACAAUUGUCACAUGAAGUGUACCAGUGAUGUUAGUUUCUGUAGACAGCGGUGUUUAUCAGGAGCAUGCUCAUUUACGUGUGACGCUCAACACUGUGAACAGGAAUGUACUGGAGAGAACUGUCAGAAUACCGUCUUUGACAACUGCCAUCUGAUCUUGCCGCUAAAUUACCUGGUGAUAUUGGCGGGAAUUUUAUUCGUGAUAAGUAUGUUGGCGUGUGUGCUCCUUGUCAUGUCUUUUAGAAAAAAGGAUUGCAUCCCUGAUUGCUAUCCACAGCCGCCACCCUACUCAAAGAUUUAGACUGAGAACUUUCAUGAAGGGAUUUCCUUACAUUAACACAGUUUGCCCACAGGUUUUUGUUAACGGAGGAAAAGCACCAGCUCCGCCCAUCCAAGUUGUAUUUGGCAAAUUGUGCUGUUCAUAGCAUAAUAUGAACAAAAGAAAAAGAACAUUGUUGACUUAACACCAUGUUUAUAGUAUGAUAUGAACAGAAAAAAGAACGUAACAAAACCGGCUGCUCACCAUGUUUAUAGCAUAAUAUAGACAUACCAAAAGAAAACUGAACAUUUCCCAUCAUACUUGUAAUGAGUUGUUCACAAGUUGUAAAAACUAAACAAAAAAAAGUAGUAAGCACUAUAUUUAUUAUUUCACGACGCACAUUAAAGACAAGUAGGAGUCAUGUCAUAGAAGAAGUGUUUGUUCGUUUUAGUAUUUCUUACUGAAGACACUCCUCGCCAAUCCAUAGUUCAUUAGUAAUAGCUCAGGUUAUGUGUCGUACAUGUACCGGGUCACUCUGGCCCAGGCCUUUUACCGAGCCUUGAGGGGUGACACUUUGUGUCAUUUAUUGAUUACAGUUUUUCAACUUUGAUCAAAUACUGUUAUGAUAAUUUGGAUGUUUCAGAUGAUUAAGUGAUGUUUUCACGUGGUGGGUUGAAGGUCUCACAAAGAUUUCACCUCAUUUAAAAAGGACACCUUAAAAAUUUGUUGCUACUUAAACAAUCUCAUCUUGUUCGCAUGUGGAUCUACAGCUUAGACUUGGCAGGCUUUGGUUGAAUUUCUCUUAGUUUCAUAGCCAGGCCCAUAUUUCCCUUGAUCUUGAUCU